GCACCGGCUCUGGUCGAACAGAUGAGUGGCUCACGCGCGCCGCGUUUAAUAUCCUUCGUGCAGGCGUCAGUUGAUCUUCGGCUUCCACUUUGCGAAGUUUAGCAUUUACCAAGUGCACACAUACUUAAUGACAGUUGUUAAACGGUUAUAAGUAUUCCGCAACUUUUUUUUUUUUGUCUUCAUAAAUAUAAUUUACACAAACGGAGCACACGUUUUUCGUACGUUCAGACCAGCGGCGGCAAACACGCAUCGAACUUUCGCAGUUUCUUGCAUAACGGAAAAUUUCUUUCUACGCUCAACAGGACAACAUGAACUGUAAACUGGUCGUGCUCGUGGCGGCCGUGUUGGUGGCGGCGUCCGGCUUUGCGUUAGCGUCGCCCGUGAAGGAACGUCCCGGAGAGGACGACGAGGUGGCCAUGACGGCCGUGGCGCAGGACGGCGGUGACGGCGGCGGCGGCAACAACAGGGUUACGGCGGCUCAGCGACACCGGACGGAAGAGGCGACCGCCGCCGACGAGCCGGAACGGCCGACGAAAACGUCCAAGUCGGCGGCGCACAAGCAGCACAACGCCAAGCUGCUGAACCGGCUGGGAAUGAAGCGGGUGCGGACCAACGAAAACCAUCACCGGAAACGGUUGGCCAGCCAGUCGAGGAGCAAGUACGCGGCCAACAGCAAGGGUGGCAUGGAUUCGCAGAUGUUCAUGGUCAAGUUGCCGCCCCACGCGUACUUCUACGACGAGAGCCAACAGUUCAGGCAACACUACUCGCCCAACGGCGGCGGCGCCAACGUCAACACGCUUCCGGUGGGUUUUGUGUCCAACGGCAAGCCGGCCAAGGUGUACCACUGGAACCUGCCGACGGUGAAGAAGGCGCUACAGGGCCGGUACAAGAGCAACGACGUGCUGUACGCCGACUUCGAGCCGUCGGCGUCCAAGAUCGUGCCGCGCCGGACGCUUUACUACAAGCCCAAGGCGGCCGGCAAGCCCGUCAAGAAGUCGUUCGUCAACAACGGCAAGCCCAACGGGUUCUACGUAGUGAGCAGAAACAGCGGCGCGGUACAACCACCGCAGUACCACAAAAUCGUCAAGACUUACUACGGCAACGACGACUGAAUGCCGAUGCCGCAGUGGCGUGACCUCUCCCCGUCCAAAAAAAAAAAAAACACAA
Messenger RNA from Adelges cooleyi (spruce gall adelgid), 1167 nucleotides. RefSeq lists its product as uncharacterized. The record is from RefSeq and is a predicted model, not a curated record. Bases 309 to 1112 code for a protein of 267 amino acids. NCBI's taxonomy places the organism in Eukaryota, Metazoa, Arthropoda, Insecta, Hemiptera, Adelgidae. The transcript is spliced from 2 exons.